Messenger RNA from Momordica charantia (bitter melon), 534 nucleotides. The record is from RefSeq and is a predicted model, not a curated record. Lineage: Eukaryota; Viridiplantae; Streptophyta; Magnoliopsida; Cucurbitales; Cucurbitaceae.
UUUUAAAUUUGAAUUUGGCAGGCCGGGGAGGUUGCGCGUUGGAUUUCAGAAUUUACAUACAGAGAUCCAUUUCCAUAUAUAAGGAAGGGUAUGCAAAAAAUUUAAUCGUCCUGCCGGAGGCGAAGAAGUUGCCGAUCCACGACAGCGGCGAGAUUAGCUCUCUGUAUUCUUUAACCAAAGAUGGGGUUCUUCUCCUUCCUCGGACGGGUCCUCUUUGCCUCCAUCUUCAUCCUCUCCGCCUGGCAAAUGUUUAAUGAGUUUGGCAAUAAUGGUGGGCCGGCAGCCGAGGCAUUGUCUCCAAAGAUAGCUGUUUUGAGGAGAAAUUUAUCAUCCAAACUGGGGCUAGCGAUACCUGAUAUUGAUGUCAGACACUUGGUUGCCAUUUCUCUAGCUCUUAAAGGAGUCGGAGGCCUUCUGUUUGUUUUUGGCAGUAGCGUUGGAGCUUAUCUGCUGCUUCUGCAAUUGGCAAUUACCACUCCGGUUCUCUAUGAUUUCUUCAACUAUAGCCCUCAGAAGCCUUCUUCUGGUUGUUAG